AAUCAACUAAUGCAACACAACAUAACACAACUCCAACCUAAACUAGCUUUCUACUCUUUCAAGCAUCAUGGCUUAUGCUAAGCUCUCUCUUUUGCCUCUCUUCUUGCUUGCCACAUUACUGUUGAUGUUUUCGAUGAAGAAGGUAGAAGCAUAUACUUGUGUUGGAUGGCCUUGUUCGCGAGAGGAGCCAAGCUGUGGUGGUGGUUGUCAUUGCUUAUUCGCUAAGGUUGGGCCAGGUUCUUGUGCAAGAGACAAACAUGUUGCUAAGAUGGUGAAAGAGCAUCCUGAUUUAUGUGAGUCUCAUGCAGACUGCACAAGAAAGGCAAGUGGGAGCUUCUGUGCUUAUUAUCCAAAUUCGAGUCUUAAAUAUGGUUGGUGCUUUGACUCUAACUCUGAAGCUGAAGCCUCAUUCAAGAAUGCUCUUAGCUCUGAAUUCUCAAACUUGGUGAAAAUGCCUUUAGAUGCUUCCACUUAAUAUGGACAACAAAAACAAUGCAUGCAUGCAUGAUCUAUCUCUACUUAAAUAAAAUUGCUAUGUAUGUCUUUAUUUCCAACUAAGUUUGGAUUUAUUAGACACUUGAAUUUCAAAAAUAAUGCAUGCAUGUGUGUUGGUAUGUACGUUAUUAUCUGUGUUUUUAUUUUGUAAGUUAUGGAAUCUAAUGACUCUAUGUAUGCUUUUGUUAAAUGCUUUAACGAGUAAUGGAGUAUGAUUUGUAUAUCUUGUUUAUCCAUGAAUGUU
Molecule: messenger RNA, 739 nt
Organism: Vicia villosa (hairy vetch)
Lineage: Eukaryota; Viridiplantae; Streptophyta; Magnoliopsida; Fabales; Fabaceae
Product: albumin-1-like
Exons: 2
Coding region: 68-475 (135 amino acids)
Source: RefSeq, a predicted model, not a curated record